Messenger RNA from Daldinia loculata, 2328 nucleotides. RefSeq names its product glutaminyl-tRNA synthetase. Gene Ontology annotation, molecular function: ATP binding; glutamine-tRNA ligase activity. The record is from RefSeq and is a predicted model, not a curated record. The transcript has 5 exons. NCBI's taxonomy places the organism in Eukaryota, Fungi, Ascomycota, Sordariomycetes, Xylariales, Hypoxylaceae. Gene Ontology annotation, biological process: translation; glutaminyl-tRNA aminoacylation. The coding region runs from base 159 to 2102 and encodes 647 amino acids. Gene Ontology annotation, cellular component: cytosol; cytoplasm.
CAACGCGCAGUUAUGACUCAACAUGCCGAGCACAUGAAAGCAGUGGUAUUGGAUCUUAACCUAGAUGUACAAAACACAACGGACUAUCCUUAGAACUCCUUGUUAGGUUUAUCCUUUCUCAGGUAUAUUGAAUCUGGCAUCCCAUCUUACACAACACGAUGGCGGACAUCAUUACCGAAAGCACUGCCAAAUUACAACUGGAUGAGGAGACCGGGGAAAUGGUGUCAAAGAAUGAGCUGAAGAAACGUAUGCAGAAGCGAGCCAAAAAAGCCGCCGCAGCUGCUUCCUCUCGCAAUGGUACAUUGACAUCUGAAGGUCAAGGACCGACCAAUGCACCAUCUAGCAAGCCCGCCAAGGCAGAGGAGUUCAGUAUCGACCCAGAUGCCAUGUUCAACCAAGGCUUCCUAGCUGAGGUUUACAGGCUGCGCCCGUCGAAGGACGUCGUAACGCGAUUCCCACCUGAACCAAAUGGCUACCUUCAUCUCGGGCAUGCCAAAGCAAUAGCAAUUAACUUUGGCUUUGCAAGACAUUACGGGGGCAAGACGGUUAUAUUCUACUUGUCAAUUGCCAGCCGGAAAUCUUCUGACGAAUACUCCAGAUUCGAUGACACGAAUCCCGACGCUGAGAAGGAGGAGUACUGCAUCGCCAUCAAAGAUAUGAUCCGGUGGCUGGGAUUCACCCCAGCUGAGAUUACUUAUUCAUCCGAUAACUUCCAGUGCAUGUACGAUCUCGCUGAAGAGCUGAUCAAGCAGGAGAAAGCCUAUGUGUGUCAUUGUAACGAGGCCGAGACGAAGAUGCAACGCGGCGGCGAGGAUGGGUCCAAGCCGAGAUAUCGAUGCGAACAUUCAAAGCAAGACGUCGAGACCAACCUCAAGAAAUUCCGAGAUAUGCGAAAUGGAGAGUAUGCACCUCAGACAGCUUGGCUUCGCAUGAAGCAGGACAUGGAGAAUCCCAACCCCCAGAUGUGGGAUAUUGCAGCAUAUCGAAUACCCAAGAACCAGGAGCCGCAUUUUCGAACAGGAGCUAAGUGGAGGAUAUACCCAACCUACGACUUCGCGCACUGUUUAUGCGAUAGUUUUGAAGGUAUAACACACAGCUUGUGCACUAGCGAAUUUAUAAUGUCGCGAGAGAGUUACGAGUGGCUAAACCAGCUCCUGGUUAAGUUUCAGCCAAUGCAACGCGAAUUCGGUCGCUUGAAUCUCAGGGGUACAAUCAUGAGCAAGAGAGAUAUAAGGUGCUUAAUAGAGAAGGAAAUCGUUCGCGGCUGGGAUGAUCCACGCCUAUACACCCUCAAAGCGCUCCGGCGGCGGGGUAUACCCCCUGGGGCGCUUCUCUCUUUUAUUAACGAACUUGGUGUCACUACGGCUACUAGCUUCAUCGAGAUGAACCGUUUUGAGCAAUCUGUCCGACGAUAUCUGGAAAGGACCGUACCUCGCCUCAUGCUAGUCCUUGAUCCUGUGCCGGUAGUGAUCGAAGACGCCGAGGAGCAGGAUCUAGACGUCCCCUAUUCGGCAAAAGACCCCAAGAUGGGAUCCCACAAGUUGAGGCUGACUAGAAAGAUCUAUAUUGACCGCUCCGACUUCCGGCAGGUGGAUAGCAAGGACUACUUCCGACUCGCCCCGGGCAAGACUGUUGGCCUCUUGCAUAUGCCGUACCCUAUCAAGGCAGUCUCUUUCGUAACGGACGACGCCUCGGGAGCUGUCAAGGAGAUCAAAGCUAUCUUCGAUAAAGAUAUCAAGAAGCCCAGAACCUAUAUCCAGUGGGUGCCCGAGGGCUCACUUGCGGCCGAGGUUCGCAUCCAUAAGCCCUUAUUCAAAUCAGAACAACCCUCGUCGGCGCCCGGCGGGUUUAUGGACGACAUCGUCCCUGAUAGCGAGACAAUCUGGCCGAACGCCAUGAUCGAAGCCGGCUUCCACGAGGUGCGCCGUCGAGCACCGUGGCCAGAGGCGGAGGGUGAGAAGACCGGUGACUCCGGGCCCGAGAGUGUGCGUUUCCAGGCUAUGCGUGUUGCCUACUUUGCGCUGGACUCGGAUAGCACGGAUGAUGCUAUUGUACUUAACCGUAUUGUGUCUUUGAAAGAAGAUUCUGGGAAAAGUGUCUAACUAUUAAAACUGCUAAAUAAUUGAAAAGAAAAGAACAAGCAAUUAUAAAAAAUAUAAAAUAGAAUAUUAAUGGUAAUGAAGAAGAAUAAAAAAGGUCACAAUCGCAAGAAUAAUCGUUAUUACUGAAAACUACAACUAAUGUAAUAACGGUAGUAUCGAGGCUACAUUAUAACGACUCGAGGGCUUAAAAAAAAGGGGAGGGAAACUAUUCCUUAGCUUUAGAUGG